AACGCUGGUAGAAUAUUAUGUCAAUGCGAUAUGUUAACAAGCGGAGAGGAAGCCAUUUAGACUCAUUUGUGACAGUACGCCGACAAGACGUCUUUCAGUUUUGAACAGAGACAGGACAAAGUUGUCUUGAUGACCAAACCUCUACAGGGUCACAUCAUAGGACAAAUGCAACUAUGGUGGUCUGCUAUGGUGGUGGCCAGUGUCGUUGUGGCCGCACCCGAGCCAGUGUAUGAAGCAGUUGUGACAAUCAACACUACUAAAAUGGUUCAAGUUGUGAGUGAACGAUUCUUGAGCCUGACUAUUGAUCCAGCCAUGUUGCUGUACGGAAAGGAAUUUGGUUCUGGAACCACGAGAAUCCUACACAUGGCAAAAGGUCUUGCUCCAGCGUACCUGAGACUCGGAGGACCAGACAUUAACCACUACCAUUUCCAGAGGUCUCCCGUGCAUGACACUCAGCAUAACAACUACACUUUUACAGAGGCACAUUGGGUUGAACUAAACCACUUUACUCAUGAAGCUGACCUGAAACUUGUUGCCUGUCUGAACAUCCUACAAAGAGUCGAUGGUGUAUGGGACUCAAGAAACAGCCUGGAUCUUAUCACUUUCUCAGAUGAAAUGGGUUACAAUGUUGCAUGGGAACUUGGUUAUGAGCUUCAAGAGCUAGGAGUUGACAUACCAGCAUCCCAAUUUGGACAAGAUGUGGCUAGACUAAGGCACAUCUUAAAUGACUUCCCUCGGUAUCAGCAUUCCCUCAUCCUAGGACCUGAUAUUACACAACUAAAUAGACAACAGGAUGUAGAUUUUCUACAGAAUUACUUCCGUGAGGGAGGUUCGGCCCUGGAUGGCAUCACUUGGCACCCAGAAUUCACUUACCAGAAUAAUAACACAACAACUGAACCUGCCGACAUGGAAGUAGCACUGAACCAGCUGAUGCAUGACAGGGAGAUAUUGACCAGGGUUCUACAGAUGGCUGUAACCAAGAAACCACUGUGGAUAGGAGACAGACAAAGUGAGAGUUCACGUGGAUGGUUUCUGGAUGCCCUAUUAUGGACACAAAAGCUGGGAGUUGCUGCCUGGAUGGGGAUUCAGGUUAUUAUGAGACAGCCCAACCUCCACGCACUGCUUGAACCUACACCAGACUACUGGGUGUCGCUGCUACACAAGGCCUUAGUCGGCAGAGUUGUGUUAGAUGUGGAGCAGAAUCACAGUGACAAUACACGUAUCCACAUAUACUGCCACUGUACAAACCAUCACGCUGCUAGUCUAUUUAGACGGGUAGUCAACUACAAGCGUGGGGCCAUCACCUGCUUUGGUGUCAGCCGUUCGAGCAUCAAGACCAAGAUCACAUUGAAGCUUGGUUCUAGAGGGAAGAAGAAUGAUGAAGUGCAUCAGUACCUGUUAACAUCUGCUGAAAAUGAUCAGAAGUCAAGAGAAACUCUUCUGAAUGGGCAACCCUUAAAUCUUAUGGCUGAAGGUACACUGCCAGUCUUAUCUCCAGAAAUCUACCACACAGGACACAGUUUCACUGUGACACUUCCACCAACUUCCAUUGGCUUCUGGGUACUUCCAGGUCUUACGGUGAAACCGUGUCUUACACUUCCAGUUGGCAGCAGAUCAGAGGCAAGUGACAAGGCCACAUAUCGCCAGGCCAGAUCCAUGAAUUCCACACCAUUCCCUGACUAUGCUCACUCAGACCAUGAGACUGAUAGCCACAUGAGAAGUGAAUCAAAAGGGUAUGAAACUGCCAAUUCACUGAGGGAGUUAUCAAAUACAAUCAAAAGGAAAAUACAUUCUAAAAAAAAUAUACUGAAGAACACGAAUGAUGAAUUUUUGAAUAAAAUUAUGGAAGAAACUAAACUUGUAACAGAUGGUGAUUUUGAAAGAGACAGUACAGAGGCAAUGGAAGAGAUUGGUAAGAAUGUCAAGAAUGAAAGCAUAAGGGAGAAAACAAAUGAGAUAAAAAGGGGUGCCCAAGAACGGUACAGGAGAUAUGUGGCAGAGACUGGUACAUAUGUGAUCCCUGGACUGGAGCCUGACUACUUUCAGCCAAACAAUGGAAUCAGCAUAAAGAAUUUAUUAUGGAGGAGGAACAGGGGGGACAGAUUACAGAAACUUGCUAAAAUAUCAAAGCAUGAAGGUAACAUCCAAACAUCAAUAUAUGAGCCCCAUCACCAUGCAGAUUUUGAAGAUGUGAAUGAAGGAUUCCCAGUAAUCAGUUCCUAUGAACAUGCAGUUCAUACACUACCAAGAGGUGGAAUUUACAUGCGACAGGGUGGUGAAUCAUUUCAGGAACGUAACAAAGAUUAUGAUUAUGUAGACAAAGAUGAAAAUGUAAAUGAAGAGGAUGAAAAUAUCUCAUCUGAACCAGAACAUUUUCAUGGACCAACAGAAUAUUUUGAAACACUUCAGACACCAAGGGUUGUUGCAGAUGAAAGAUUUUCUGGUUAUGGUGGUGAGCUUUCUGAAGCUGAAUUCAUUGCACUGGCAAAACCAAGUAAACAAGAAGAGGAACAGGGCAGUAGUAAUGAAAAUGACGAAAAAGUAAUCCAAGAACAGGGUCUGACAGAUGAAGAGGAUCGCAAAAUAAAAGAUGCCACAACCAGAAUGCUAAACACAUACUACGGUGAGAUUUACAGACAUGAUACCAGUGAUGAAGGGGUAGAUUUUGAGCAAGAAAGUGGAGUCAAAAGAAAAUAUAAAACAGACAUAAAGAAGAAAAUAAGUAACAGGAGAAAUCCAGAGAAAAGGAAUGGAAAGUACAGUGACAAAAUAGUAUCAAAGAUGGCUCACCACAUAAAUAACAUUCCUGACUCUUAUAUCCUCACAGUGAAAACAGAGAAAGAUGCCAUCAAUGAAAAUGAUGUACAUAAUGAUGAAUAUGAUGAUGAUACUUAUGUACCAGCUGAAGAAGUAGAAAUUUCAAGAAGUAUCCACAAAAUUAAAGAAUCAUUUGCAGAAAAUCAUGAUAGAAAUAUUCCCAGGAUUAAUGAAGAAUAUUACCAUGAAGGUUCACAUAGUUCUAGAACAAGGAGGCAAGGAAGAGAAAACUCUAAGAAGAUCAACCAAAGAAAUGACUUGCAAGAAACAGAGGAUGAUGAUCAAGACAGCUAUCAGGCAAACCAUGAGAUACUUAAAAAUCAAAAGAUUUUCAGUGCAUCACAGAGUCAUUCAAGAGACUCUAAGGAGAGGGCCAGAAAAAUAAGUCACAAAGUUAUUUACAGUAACAGCAAUGAGGAAGAUAAUAGUUCAGACAUCAUAAAGAACCAUUCCAAGCAGAACAGCAAAAACAAUAUCACUCAAAAGUCAUCUCAAAGAAGAGCCAAAGAAAGUAAUGAAGAUGACGAAAGUGAAUCAGAAUCUUUAGAACGAUCUCAACAGUACAAUGCAAAAUCAAAGAUGCAUAAUCAAAAAGUACAUCACAAAAAUAAUAAUUCAGGACAUGAUGAAUAUUCUCAUGAACAUGAUUCUGCUGAAGUUGGUGAAGAUGACAAUAAACAGAAAAUAAUGAAGAGAUAUUCUGGGAGAAGAAAAUAUGUGAGAGCAGCAUACCAGCAGAAUAUCAAUAAUGGUAAGAAUGUUGAUGAAGUUAGUGAAUUAGCUGUUACAGUGAGAGGACACAACCCUAUAGAAAGCAUUAUUCCAAGCUACAGAAAAAAGUCAUCACGAAGAACACUAAACAAUACACACAGAACAAACAAUGAAACUGGAAAAACAGGAACACAAGGGAGUGCGUCAUCUGAUGAGAAAUCUGGGGAGGAAUUGCACAUUAAACAUAAGAUGAAGAAGCAUUCUUCAAGAACAGAAGUAACCAGUAAUGAAUCUGAAGAAAUGCCAGAAAUAAACGAAUAUCAGGAGAAAGCAACUGAAGAAAAUAUGGAAAAUAAGUCAAGACAAAAGGACAAAGUCACAAACAGAAUGCCCACAAGUGACAAGGAACGAAGACGUCGAGUGAGGAGAGAUGUGCCAUCACAAUCACCAAUGACUGAAACAUCGGUAGAAAACAGACGGAAGUGGACCGAUGCUAGAAAGGGCACUUCUCAGAAAAAAUACACUGAAUUAGAGUCUGAUUCCAUCAAUGCUAAGUUAAAAGUGAAACCUCACAAUAUUAAAGAAAACAAGAAAUUACAAACACCCUACAGACCUGUACCUACAGAUAAGAUUUUUAAGCCCAAUGGAGGUUUAGAAUCAAGUGAAGGCAAUAAACAGAUGAAUGCAGACCACAAUACAGAAAAGUAUAUAAGUGAUGAAUUUAGAAAAUAUAAUGAGUCAACUGAAGAAAUUAAUACAAAUUCACAACAUAAAAUAAGUAACACUUUACUGGAUGAAUAUGAUGACAAACAACAUGAAGAAGAGGGCACAAGCCAAAACUACUGGAAGUUUCAUAGUGAUAGAUCACUGGAAUACUUUAUGGAUCCAGAAAAACUGCAGAAUGUAGGACAUACCAAACGAGAAAUUGGUAACAGUUUCAUGUUUGAACCAUCCAAUGACAUCACAAUCAAUGGUAAUAUGGAGGAAGAAGCUGUAAAUACUGAGAGAGGUCUGAGAAAAUAUUCCAAAAUGGCUAAGUCAGUAAAGAACAGAGAAAGGGGAGAAUCUCCUAUUGAUGUAUUAUUUGGUGAAACAGUGCUACCAGCCACAAGUGUGGCAGUUUUAACUGACAAACACACACAACAAACUGGGAUGGUGAAUCAUGAAGAAGGGUUAACAAAUGUGGAUGAAGCUGAAAAUAUUUACAAGAAUCAAAAUGAUGCAUUAAACAUGAAACUGUAUCAGGAGGAGUUAGAAGAACCAAAAACUGGUGCUAUAAGAUUACCUAAGGCUAUUGCAACCCACAUACAUCUGCAACACAAUCAAGGAAAAGUGACCACUGGAGGAAAUGAGUACAAAGAAGAUCUACUAUCAAAUGAAGAAAAGCACAACAAAAGCACAAUUAUGACUGAGGAGGAAACAGGAAAGACUGUACUUUGGAACACAAAUUUACCAAUGAAAAUGGAACAAGAAGUGCAUGCAGACAAAAAUGACCAAUUACCUUUUGGGGCUACACAGCACAGGCCUAAAAAAAGUAGCACAUUCUUGGAACAAGAUAAAGAAGUUUCACACGUGGCUGAACAAAUCACCAAAGACACUGAAGAAAUUCUGCCAUCUGGAGAUAAUAUGGCUUUGAAACAAAAUCUCUCUCCAGAGAGUAGUGUUAAACUUCACAAGUCCAAUAGUGAGAGCAAUGUUGCCACAAGUACAGAAUCAUCUGAAUCACAAGUACAAAGCCUUGAAAAGAAAGACCCAGUUAUUGAUGAUAUCAGAAACAAUAUUCAUUCAAUUAUUGACAAACUUGGUGUAACAGUAAUGAAGGCUAGUAAUGAUAUUAAAGAGAAUAAAAAUAAUGACAAAACUUUUGGAAAUUUAAAAAAUGUUCAUUAUAAAGUGAUGGAAGCAGAAGAUAAAAUAUUUAAAACAGCACAUGACAUUAUGAAGUCAAGAAGUCCAGUGGAUGGUGAUCCUGCCAAUGAAGAUUUAGCAGAAUUAAAAACAAAGAAUGGACCAGAACAGGAACACUCUGUGAAUGGUGCUGAUAGAGCUUUGGAAAAUAUACCACAUUUUAUGGAUGAAAACUCAACAAUCUCAUCUCAUGAAAAUGGAACUGAUGGUACUUAUGACAGAUUAGAAGAUUUUGUGACAAGCAACAUAGCUGAUGAUGAACAUACUGCUGAUCCACUUAUACGAAAUGCGAAGGAUAUUGAACAUUUAAAACAUAUUGCAGCUACAAGAGGAAUCUUAAAUCAUAAUGCAAGGAGUAAUGAAAAUGAACACAUAAAAUUACAGCUAUCUACAUUAGCCAAAAAUGAUCAUAUCAGAGCAGAGUUGGAAAAGAAACGCCUGGAAAGACUUCUUGCUUUGUCAGCACAACGUGCCAAACUGAAGGAAGACCUCUUAAAAAUUAGGGCUAAGGCUACAGAAGGAAAGUUGAAACUGGCACACCAUAUAAACCGUCGCGAUACAACACAUGAUGAACACGUACAGUCACUCAUGACUAAUAGUGAGACCAAUGUUUCUCAUGCACCAGCUUCCAUCCAAAAUGAAGACAGACAGAAUUAUGCUAAAAAAGUUAAUCCUUCAAUUCAAUCAAAACAUUUUAGAGAAACAAAUUGUGAGUCAAGCUCACAUACAGGACAAAACAACAGAAGAAACUUCUCUCAAGACAGACACAGACAGCCGCAAUUAACAUCCUUACCAGUAUCCAUAAUGACUAAUACAAAGGACAUUCAGAUACCAGCAUUACAUGGUCAGCAAAUACAUAAAAUUCCACAUUAUUCAGAAUCCAAGAUUUUACCAAGAAACUGCAUUUCUGACAGUAAAUCUGAGGGCAUCCCAUUUAUCACUUUAUAUUGCAAAGGCCCUGCAAAAAUUUUGUUCCAGACAGGCCACACUAAAGAGAUAGACCCUGAUAAAGAAAAUAUCUCUCAAAAAUAUAAUUUAAAUUCCAGUCCUGAUCAAAGUGUUACUGAAGAUGCAUCUGUGGAAGAUCAAAAUGUAGAAAUCAAACAGAUGCCAUUACCACAGUUCAUUCCGAGACUUGUUCCCAAUAAUGAUCCAGCAGUGGUGCAGUUCCAAAAUAUUCCAAUCAGUGAAAAUGAUAUUAGAUUCUAUUUUGAUUCAGAAAAAGAUAAAGUUGAUGAUGGCAGAGAUUUGACUAGGAAACAGAGAUACACUUCAUCUAUAUUGAAAGUUUCAGGAAGUGAUUCUCCAUAUCAUUUUAUAAAUAUAGGAGUGACAGAUGAUGAUUCUCUAAAUGAAAACUGGAAACAACUCAACAUUGGAGAAACACAAAUAUCAUUAAUACCAGUCACUGAAGAAAAUGAUCCAAAUCAACAAGCACCACUUCCAAAAGAAGUAAAUAAAGGUGAUGCUGGUGGGAACAGAAGGAUAGGAAAGAGUAGUAAGAUGUAUAAUUAUAAGAAAGGAGCUGAAAAAUACAGAAAUAAGCACUUAAACACAUCAAGUUCAGUAACUGAAAGUGAUCAUCCAUCUUUACAUGAUAAAGAACUUGAUGAAGUUGAACCAUCAACAUUAAGAAUGUCAGAUACUACAAAAAGCAUCAAUAAACAUAGUGCUGAUUCUGAAAACAAUAUACUAGAUGUGAAAAACAAACAGAAUUUUAUACUUCAACCAUUGACACAUGAUUUGGGCAUCUACUCUGAACUGAUACCAGGAUCAAGCAACUUGCAUUCUGUUUCCAUGCGGUCAAAACGUGCAUUACCUCAUCCAUUCAAUAACAAAUUCAAUGAUGAUAUACUUAAACCACUGACAAUGACAAGUAAAGAUAAUCCCAGGACUGAGGAUAAUAUGAAUGGCAAAUACUGGCUACAAAGCUUCCUUAAGAAUUCUUCUACUACUUCAGGAAACAAAGGAAAGAACCAAGAAUUAAACAGCAGUAUAUAUGACUACAUGGUAAUGCCAGUUAGUAACAAAUUAAUUACUUCAAGUCUGGCAUCAGAAAGUAACAUGUUAUCUGACACGGAAGAAUUUCAACUUAAUCCAGAGAGUAUACCUACCAACAGUUUCUCUAUAACAAAUAUUAAACUGAUCACAAAUGAUAAAUCUAAAGACAUGAAAAAUAUUUCAGAUAAAAGCAGUGAGACAAAUCAAACAUAUCUUGAAAAUUUAGGCAAUAAUAUAAAUGAUAUUAUUAAUGUAGAAGCAGGUGAUGACACUGAAAAUGAGAACAAGAUAAAAGAUGACCUGAAUAAAACAUCAAAUGAAGUCAAUCUCCAGACAAACGAAAUUAAAAGGCACUUUAGAACCAGUAACAGAUUUGUGAUGUCUAAGCAUUACAAUAGCAUAAACAAAGCUGAAAAUGAAGAAAAAUUUUCUGAAAUGAAAGGAAUUCCUUAUAAGUUACACAAACAUGUUUUGAAUAGCAAUUAUAAACCAAUAUACAGCAAAAUGAGGAAAUAUUUAUAUCCUCAUGAGUAUAAACUUUUAGAAGCAAGCAGUGAAGAGCUUCCUAGCACUGAAUAUUCAAUCACUGUAAACAAAUUAGGCAACAGAUCCAGUCCCGAUAAAACAAAUGAUAUCAGCAAGAUUUUCAACAUAACACUUGAAGAGUUUCCAAAUAUUAAUACCAAAUCUGUAAAAAUUUUAGCAACAACAUCACGUCAUAAUAUUACCAACACUGCUGAAGAAAUACCUAAAAUUGCAACAGAAUAUAAAGAUAUUUCAGAUGUUCCAGUUUCUAGCACCAUUAUGGCCAAUACAGACACUGAUUACUUCACUGGGCCAGCUAUCAAAAAACAGGGCAAGGAAAGUUUAUUAAUUUCACAGACCUAUCCACAAGACAACCUUAAUUAUUUCUUCAGAAGUAUGAAAAAUGUUGCUGCUUUGGAACAAAAGGCUGUAGACACAGAAACAACUCCAAAUUCUGAGAAAGACACAAAGAAUUUGGAUGCUGUUAACAGGAACACUGAGGAUGUAGAAGUACCUGGUGGACAAGAAGUCACUGACAAUAAUGAAGAAAAUAAACCAACUUCAACAACAGGAUAUAUUCAUAAACUUUUUAAAAAUAUAUCUAAUCAUGUAGUUAAGUUCUUUCAUAGUAUUUCACCAUGGAAUUAUUUCAAUCACUGAUUACAAAAUAAGACAAAUGUCACAUGUACAUAUGUACCAUAUUUAAUCUUUAUUGUCCUUGCAUCGCAUCUUAUGUGCAUUGCGCUAUAACACUACUCAAGUGUUAACUAAAGAGUUAAAGUCUGGCUCACAGUCCCAUAGUUCAGGGUUUAAAUCAUCUUUUCCUGUAUGAUAAUAUUAAUGUUAACAGUUAUUUGGGAAACAUAAUGUUCUCAGAAAUAAUUCAACUGACCAGUAUGGUGGUUAAUUACAGUUACUUUGACAGGCAAUAAACCAGAAUUCUCACUAUUCUGUAGUUUAUAUUAUGUUUUACUGGCUUCUUCAAAUUUAAAUAAGUUCACAAAUAUGUUCUUUCUAUUUUUAUGUUUAGGGAAUAGUUUUAAUUUGUUGCAUUUAUAGAAGAAAUAAGAAACACUUUACCUGUGUAUAAGUUAUUUCAGUACAAUGUGUUAAUAAAUAUAAAUGUUUAUUUGUUC
Molecule: messenger RNA, 9098 nt
Organism: Zootermopsis nevadensis
Lineage: Eukaryota; Metazoa; Arthropoda; Insecta; Blattodea; Termopsidae
Cellular component (GO): membrane; extracellular matrix
Molecular function (GO): hydrolase activity, acting on glycosyl bonds
Source: RefSeq, a predicted model, not a curated record